UCCGACUAUUUUAUUUUAUCAUCAUUGAUGAAGAAAAAAAACUUUAAAGAACACACAUAAAGCCCUAAAACAGAUUAUCUUCCUUGCUGAGGUCAAAUCGAACGCCGCUGAUAGUCCCAUCUUCUUCUCCACAGUUCCAAAGAGAAGUUCACGACAAUGUUGGAUAUCAAUCUGUUUCGAGAAGAGAAAGGGAACAAUCCGGAGAUCAUCAGGGAAUCUCAACGCCGGAGAUUUGCCAGCGUUGAAGUCGUUGAUGAGAUCAUUUCUCUUGACAAAGAAUGGCGUCAGCGUCAAUAUGAAGUAGAUAAUUUCCGAAAAGAGUUCAACAAGCUCAACAAGGAAGUGGCCAAGCUCAAAAUUUCUGGUGGUGAUGCUACUCAGCUGAUUCAGCAAACAGAGAAAAAUAAAAAAGACUCUGCCGAGAGAGAGGCGGCAGUUCGUGAUGCUUAUGCUGCUUUGAAAGCCAAAUUGGAGACAGUUGGAAAUCUCAUCCAUGACUCGGUUCCAAUUGAUAACGAUGAGGCAAAUAAUCUCGUGACUAAAACUUGGGGUGAAAAGCGGGUUGCCACGCCUGGUCAGAAGCUGAAAAACCAUGUGGAUCUCGUUGAGCUUCUUGAAAUUGCAGAUACCAAGAGAGGUGCUGAUAUUGCUGGAGCAAGAGGCUUUUACCUGGUAGGAGAUGGUGUGGACCUUAACCAAGCUCUGAUCAACUUUGGGCUAACCUUCUUGAAAAAGAGAGGAUUCAAAAGAUUGCAACCUCCUUUUUUCAUGAGGAAGGAUGUCAUGGCCAAGUGCGCACAAUUGGCACAGUUUGAUGAAGAACUUUACAAGGUCUUUAAACGUUACAAAAACAUUUUGUUUGAUUUUGUUGUUGGACUUGUCUUGAGCUUUGAUUGUUGUUUUGUUCAGGUGACUGGUGAAGGAGAUGACAAAUACCUUAUUGCAACUGCUGAGCAGCCUCUUUGUUCAUACCAUGCUGAUGAAUGGAUCCAUCCGACUGAGCUUCCCAAAAGAUAUGCCGGUUAUUCGACCUGCUUUAGAAAAGAAGCUGGUUCCCACGGAAGAGAUACACUUGGCAUUUUCCGUGUUCACCAGUUUGAGAAAAUUGAACAGUUUUGCAUCACUGGUCCUAACGAGAAUGAUUCGUGGGCAAUGCUCGAUGAGAUGAUGAAGAACUCCGAAGAUUUUUACCAAGCGCUAAAACUUCCAUACCGAGUCGUGUCAAUCGUGUCUGGAGCAUUGAACGAUGCAGCUGCAAAAAAGUAUGACUUGGAAGCUUGGUUUCCUUCGUCGGAGACUUACAGAGAGCUCGUGUCCUGUUCCAACUGUACAGACUAUCAGUCUCGAAGGCUUGAGAUCAGAUACGGUCAGAAAAAGAGCAAUGAGCAGACCAAGCAGUAUGUGCAUAUGCUGAAUUCGACUCUUACGGCGACAGAGAGGACCAUUUGUUGCAUUCUCGAGAACUACCAGCGAGAAGAUGGUGUGGACAUCCCUGAGGUUUUGCAGCCGUUUAUGGGUGGAGAGACGUUUUUGCCCUUCAAGGCUAAGCCCGUAGCGGCCGAGACCAAAGGCAAAAAAUCUAAAGCUUGAUUGAUAUAUUGUGAUUUUCAUGAUACUGAUGAAAACUUCAACGUAAUUUUUCGUUUUUUUGUUCAACUUUUUUGGGACUUGCUUUGUGUUUACAUAAAAUCAUAGACAUUUUGUUAUCAUC
This is a messenger RNA of Eutrema salsugineum, 1711 nucleotides long. Its product is annotated as serine--tRNA ligase, cytoplasmic. Gene Ontology annotation, biological process: seryl-tRNA aminoacylation. Lineage: Eukaryota; Viridiplantae; Streptophyta; Magnoliopsida; Brassicales; Brassicaceae. The transcript has 9 exons. Gene Ontology annotation, cellular component: cytosol. The record is from RefSeq and is a predicted model, not a curated record. Bases 157 to 1590 code for a protein of 477 amino acids. Gene Ontology annotation, molecular function: ATP binding; serine-tRNA ligase activity; tRNA binding.